AUGACAGGAUUGAUGUAUCACCGUCCUAUUGAUCAUUUAAACUAUUUACAACAAUGUAUUGAGAAAAUCAAAAUGCAUGGUGUAGAAGGUGUACGAUGGGAUUUAUUUUUACAGCCCAAAGCCGUAGAACGAUCAGCUUUACAUUUGAAUGCAGAAAUUGAUGAUAAUUCACAAUAUGAUCCACAUCCUGGGAUCAGUUCAACUAAACUCGAUAUUAAGCCUAGUGCUGUGAUCAUAUGUAUUGUUGCUGGUCCAGGUGUAGAUAAAUCAAUAUUUUCCUCAGGAAUUAUUCCACAUUAUCCUAACUUUAUUUAUGUGAAUAUGGCAACAUUAUUAAAAAAACGAGCAAAAAUUGAAGCAGAGAAGAAAACACCCCGUUGGCCAGAAGCUGUAAAAAUGAUUAACAGUGGAGAAUUUUUGCCAUCUGAUAUGGUUUUAGAAUCAUUUCUAUGGAAGUUGAAUCAGCAUGCUAGUGCAGAUGGCUUUAUAGUUGAUGGUUAUCCAAGAAAUGAGAGACAGUAUUCAGAUCUUAAAAAGCAUGUGAAUAUGGAGAGAUUAGGUUGUGUGAUUCUACUCGAUGUUAGUGAAGAAUUUUGUAGACAACGUUUAAGUGAAAAAGAAUCUCAAGCUGAUAAAUAUUUCAAAAACAAUGAAUCAGGAUCAGUGGAACGUCGUCUUUGUUUAUUUAAAACUCAAACGCUGCCAACAUGUAAACUUAUUGAUAAUGAUGAAAAACUUAGAGUUGUUGAUGGUGAAAAUAAACCAGAUGUAAUUGCAAAAGAUAUUUUGAAAGUGUGUGAAUAUAUACUUUCUGGAAAUAUGAUUGGGCCAGAAACACGUCCAUCUCCAGGUACUGUACCCAACAAACCAAUUCCUACUGCAAGUCAUGGCAUGAUGGGAUGUGAAGAUAGAAUGCGUGCAUUCAAUAUUCCACGAAUUACACCAAUAUUUCCUGACAAUGGUCGUUCCAGCGAUCUUUAUAGUUGCCCUAUAAUACUGUUAUUUGGUGGUCCAGCUUCUGGACGUACUGAACAAGCUGGAGCAUUAUGCAAAAAGUUGCCUGGUUUAAAACACUUUAAUGUAACUGAUUAUUUAAGAAAACGUGUAUUAGAUUUAAUUGAUGAAGAUAGUGAUAAGGACUGGGAUGUAAUUGCACGUCGAGUGCAUUCCAGUGAUCCACCAACUGACAAAGAUCGGAUCAUUCCAGAGUAUUGGGAUGUACAAGUUGAUAUAAUUCGUCAAGAGUUUAGUAAUAUUGCAAUCAAUAGUAGAGCUCUGAAUACUUUUAAUCAACAUAUUGGUGGUGUUGACUUAGCGAUACUGUUGGAUUGUGAAGAAUCUAGUCUAAAUGAACGAUUACGUCAAAGGUAUGCACGUUUAAAUCGUGUUGAAGAUCAAGAAUCAGUAGCAGGACAGCGUAUACUAUUCUUCAAGUACUGUACAUUACCUGUUGUAAGACAUUAUGAUGAACGAAGUAAACUAGUCACAAUUCCUGGUGAUCGAGAACAACAUCUUGUCCUGAAUGAUUUAAUUGCAGUUGUUGAAUACUUUCUGCGUAAAAAAGAAACAGCUAAUGGGAAUACAAAUAAUUCAGCUUUUGUCUCAGAAGAAGUUAUUCCACAUAUGUCGCAAAUGAUAAAAGAUGGUGAUAACCAAAUAGUACCUCAAAAUAAUAUAAUAGAUGAUGAUAAAUCACUUGAAACAAGUUAUGAUGAAAGUUUAGAUAAAGAGCAAGAGAAUUCAGCAUUACAGUUAUUUACAAUACUCGAAUUUCCCAAUAAUGAACCGACUUCAUCUGAAUUAAAGUUAGAUAACACAACAGUCAAUGAUGAUGCUGAAUCAUGGAGCGAUAUUUUAAACAAAUGCAAAUUUAUCUUCAUUCUGGGAUGCUCUGAAAAUAUUCGAAAAGAAUAUUGCAACCGUUUAGUAAAACAAUUUGAUUCUAUUCAUAUUUCAAUGGACAGUGCUAUGGAUAAGGCCGACGGUAAUGACAAUCCCUUGAAGAAAUUACUUCAGCUUAUUAGAGAAAACUUCUCUAAAGAUAGUGUUUCUAAGGAUUAUAUUAUCAGUGGUAUACCAAACAGUUUAGAGCAAGCUGAAGAAAUCGAAGCAUUUAACGAUUCUUUAAAGUUUUCCAACUAUGUAACAGAAAAUAUUGCCACUGUUGAUGAGACUAAUAUUGAGUCAGAAUUAAUAAGUUUCCUUGAAACAACUGGAAAACUACAUCGUAUUUAUUCCAUUUCAUCGAUACGGCAAUCAUGGAAGUAUAUUGCUUAA
Trichobilharzia regenti is the source of this 2277-nucleotide messenger RNA. Lineage: Eukaryota; Metazoa; Platyhelminthes; Trematoda; Strigeidida; Schistosomatidae. The record is from the annotation of a GenBank genome assembly.